AUGGCCAGCAUGAGGUCUCGCAGUGAGGAUGAAGAUGAUGAAGGAAUCCUUCAGGAUCAAGACUGUAAGUCUGCUGAGCUGAGGAAUUCUAAGAAAUUGUUGAGCAAAGUGAAGUGGUCCAGAGAAGAGGACGAGAAGCUAAAAAGGUUGGUAGACCAACAUGGACCAGAAGCCUGGGAUUUAAUUUCAAAUUACCUUCCAAAACGGACCGAUGCGCAGUGUCAGCAUCGGUGGCAGAAGGUACUCAACCCAGAGCUGGUUAAAGGACCCUGGACCAAAGAGGAGGAUCAAAGGGUCAUUGAGCUUGUGCACAAGUACGGCCCGAAGCGCUGGUCUGUGAUUGCCAAGCACCUCCAUGGCAGAAUUGGCAAACAGUGCCGGGAAAGAUGGCACAACCACCUGAACCCUGAGGUGAAGAAGUCAUUGUGGACUGAGGAAGAGGACCGCGUCAUUUAUGAAGCCCACAAACGCCUAGGAAACAGAUGGGCAGAAAUUGCUAAAUUGCUCCCUGGAAGGACAGAUAAUUCAAUCAAGAACCACUGGAACUCCACAAUGCGGAGGAAGGUGGAACAUGAAGGGUACUUGCAAGCUGAGUCGAACUCCCUUUGUAGAUCCAAACAUGCAUCCAAACGACGCUCCAAAGCAUACUCCCACCUGGAUGCCUUACAAACACAGAAUCAGUUUGUCAUGGCAUUUCCAACUCAGAUUACUGGGUACUCCUUUAGUUCAGCAGAUGGAAACUGCAUGGAGGGUAUUCAAGACACUUCAGUGUGUGUUCCACAUCCGUUUGAUGAUGAUCCUGAUAAGGAACAAAGAAUUAAGGAACUUGAGCUGCUUCUUAUGUCAGCUGAGAACGAAGUUGGAAGAAAGCGAGUCUCAUGUCAGAGUGAAAGAUUUUCUAGCUGGUCCAGUAGUGGCUGCAUGACAAAUACUACAGUGAGCAGCCUGGAGGACCAAAGCGUGGAAUACUGCCGAGCCGAGCAGCCCCCGAGCACAGCUGUCCCCCAGCAGCCGUCUCCCAGCAAGUUCCUGGCAGUGGAAGCGAGUGCCGUGCUGUCAUCCUUGCAGACAAUCCCAGAGUUUGCAGAAACACUGGAGCUUAUAGAUUCUGAUCCUGUUGCGUGGAGCGAUGUCACCAGCUUCAGCCUCUCUGAAGUGGCCUCUCCGAUGAAGCAGACUGCAGCUCCCUUUCCACACAACCAGGAGUGUAUGAUUCUAGGCUACCAGUUUGAUGGCAGCGCAAUAUCAGACAUGAGCAGGAACUGUAGCAGGAGCAAUGGGCAAAUGCAACUGAUUCCUUUAACAUCGCCUGUUGUGGCCAAGUUCAGCACACCCCCGUCCAUCCUGAGGAGGAAGAAAAAGGAGAGGACAAACCAUUCCUCAUCGAGCGAGGGAAACAGCACUUCCUUCAUGGACACCAGUGAGGUGUCACCAAGAAACACUCCUGUCAAGUCACUGCCCUUUUCCCCUUCACAGUUCUUCAACAUUUCGGGGAAUGAAAAUUUCAAUCUGGACAACCCAGCCCUUACCUCGACUCCAGUUUGUGGUCAGAAAUAUCUUGUCACAACUCCCCUGCAGAAAGAAAUGACGCCCAAAGGCCAGAAGGAAAAUGCUGGGUUCAGAACACCUAAAAUCCGAAAGUCUAUUUUAGCCCCCACACCUCGGACUCCAACACCUUUUAAGAAUGCACUUGCUGCCCAAGAGAAGAAGUAUGGACCCUUAAAAAUGAUGCAUCAGCCACUGGCUUAUCUGGAAGAGGACAUUCGCGAGGUGUUGAAGGAGGAGACAGGAAUGGAUAUAUUUCUCAGAGAGGAACUCGAACCAGCCUUCAGGGCCUGGAAACAAGAGCAUGAUGCUCCUGCAAGAAAAGUCAGGAAGUCCCUUGUCUUGGAUGCCUGGGAGAAAGAAGGCCUCGAUGUCCACUUAUUCCCACAAGACCAGCUCUCUAAUGAACAGCCCCCAUCUGGAAACCUGCUCACCUGCUCCUUAUUCAUGACACCGUUGUUAGAUAAAGUGGAAGGCAGGUGUUCACCAGUGCCUGUGAAAGAGGAGCCCAGUAUAACCCACCAGCACAGUGCACCUGUAAAAGAGAAUCCCUGUAUGUUAAGGAGUACAAGAUUUGAAACACCCAUUCAGAUGAACAGUGAAUGGGAAACAGUUGUAUAUGGAAAGACAGAAGACCAGCUGAUAAUGACAGAACAAGCCCGGAAAUAUCUGAAUGCAUUUAAUACUGGUAGUACAUCAAGAGCACUUGUUCUUUGAAUCCUCAAUGUGUCACGUGCCAGACUGCUGGCAUACAUUAGCACUACAGAUAGUUAAAUAACCUGAACAGUGUACUCGACAUAUAGGCCCUGGUUUAUAUGUAAACACAUUUACUAGAUAUUUUUGUUUUUAUGUAAGUGGUAUAAAAGCUAUUAUUUCUUAAUUUUCUGGUGGCCUCAACACAAUGUAUGGGGUUUUAAUGUUGUGUACCCUUAAGUACACUGUGGUGAAAUAGGCCUUUAAUUGGUGGCCUGAUUGCAUUUUUUUUUAGGAGUGAAGUCCAUCUCAACUUGGACUUUUUGUUUUUACCAAUUUUCUACAAGUUCUCUUACAUUCAUUCUAUAGCAUUUGUGUAGGAAGCUUAACAUAAAACAUCUGCUUGGCCUAACAAAAAAAAAAAAAUUGGGCAAUUAAGUAUUUUACAGUCUAAUUCCCCACCCCCAUCUCAAUUUCUUGUUUUCUUGGGAAAUUUCUUACGCAAAAAUCCUGUCCCUGAUAAGUAUACGAACCCCCAGCGCCCACCAUAACUGCCAACCAUUUACCAUAGGCCGAGUUGGUGUUGUUUACUCAUGUCGUGGAUUGCACAAGACUCUUCAAAGAAGAAUUGAUUUACUUUAUAUCAACAAAAAUACCAAUGUCAACAAUUUAAGAAAUCCAGUUAAGGGUACAUAAAAAGUACAAGUAACUGGUUUUACAGACUUUUAAAAUGUAGGCAUUUUUCAGCACUAUAUAUUUUACAGCCAAAUUUAAGCAGCUUGCAAAUUUGGUUAUUGAACACAUGAUUCAUAUAAAGCUACCAGGAGUUGCUUUUCUAACAAUUGUAUUUUUCCUGCUUUUAAAUAUGUAUAUGAAAAUGAUAGCUAAAGAAGGCUUGCGGAAAGGAAAAGCACUGUUCACAUUGCACUACUGGUCUUGGUAUGCUGCAGAACGAAGAGGAGCAACUACAAUGUUUAGAAGUAACAGGAUAGCACUUGAAAUACGAAUGCGUUUCAGCUUGACAGAAUGAAGUUUAAUCAACUUCUUCACAGUAUUUCUUUUAGGAGUCUCGUAUUUGAGACAUUUAUUGAAUGUAUUGUACAGCGUGUAACUGCAGGGAAAAGUUGUAAAUUGGGAAGAAAAGGUACUUUUUUAUUUAUUUUCUGCUCUAAAGCUUAAUGUAGAUAUUUAUGUAUGUUGGGCAUCUAGAAGCAUUUUGUUGUUUCCUGUACAUGUCCUGUUUUGACAACUUAUUUCUGUUUCACUGUCACCACUCUUGUGUGGCGUAGAAGUUGUAAUCUUCUAUCUAAAUUAAUCAUGUUCUAUACUGUAAUUAUUUAUUUUCCUAAAUUGGAGACCAAUGCCAGUCUCUCUCCUUUUAAUAUAUUAAGAAUGUAGGCAUAAACAUAAGUUGGACUAUAUUUUUUUGUAAUGUUAGGGAAUAGGUACCUGUUGAAUGUUCUUUAGAAUUAUUUAUUACCGAAUAAAUUCAGAUUUAGCAAUUGAUAGAUUUUUUUUUUUUAAUGCUUGAUUUUUGUUUUCUUUCUUUUUGUUUUGUUUAUAACUGUCUUGCCACAAAUUUCCUAUAAAAUGAUUGAUAUCAGACGUCCACUGCCUGUUCGGUACAGUCUCAAGCCCAAUACAGCAAUCUUUAUUUUUGAAAUCAGUUAUAUAGCCAUAUUCUGGGGACUAUUUAUUUCGAAGACAUAUGUAGGAAAUUUAAUUUUAAAUGUUUUAUUCUAAUUUACCCAUCUAGAAAUGUGUUUUAUUCUGUACAGGUAGCAACACUUUGCUUCAGUUGCUGUAAUGUAGGUAAUUUGCACUUUUAUUGUUUGAAGAAAUGUCUGUUUUUCCUUUUUUUUU
Messenger RNA from Polyodon spathula (Mississippi paddlefish), 4101 nucleotides. Its product is annotated as myb-related protein A-like. The record is from RefSeq and is a predicted model, not a curated record. Gene Ontology annotation, molecular function: RNA polymerase II cis-regulatory region sequence-specific DNA binding; DNA-binding transcription factor activity, RNA polymerase II-specific. Gene Ontology annotation, cellular component: nucleus. Gene Ontology annotation, biological process: regulation of DNA-templated transcription. The transcript has 16 exons. Lineage: Eukaryota; Metazoa; Chordata; Actinopteri; Acipenseriformes; Polyodontidae. Bases 1 to 2262 code for a protein of 753 amino acids.